Neurospora crassa OR74A is the source of this 2064-nucleotide messenger RNA. RefSeq names its product polyadenylation factor subunit CstF64. Gene Ontology annotation, cellular component: mRNA cleavage and polyadenylation specificity factor complex. Bases 535 to 1503 code for a protein of 322 amino acids. The record is from RefSeq and is a predicted model, not a curated record. Gene Ontology annotation, molecular function: mRNA binding. NCBI's taxonomy places the organism in Eukaryota, Fungi, Ascomycota, Sordariomycetes, Sordariales, Sordariaceae. The transcript is spliced from 4 exons.
GACGUACAUAGCCCCUGCAUUCCAUCGUCGAAGCGACACAGCGACAGAGAGUCCAAUUUUUGACGUGUGCAAAUCCAGAACUACAAACUUCCAUUUGCAGCCACCAAAAGGUUGACUCCAUUCCCAGAACUUCUCCCCGUUGUCAGAGUAUUCCCACCUCGACCAAACCCCCAUCUUACAAAUCGACGGUAUCUGGCAGCAGGCUUGGGCUUUGAAAUUGAAGAGAAAAGGCUAAAGAGGACCCAAUUGCCACCAGGUAGUCUAACUACGACUGUGUUAACUUCCAUCUCAUCCAUUUGCCAAAGUUCGCUGUUCCUGCGCGGUCCCUAUUGUUCCCAUCGAUUCAUACCAAUUCCUGGUUGCCCAUCCCACCUGUCCAACAUUUGGUUCGCUUGGUGAUUCCCAUUCGAUCAGCCCACACAGCUCGCAGUCAAACUCACGCAGGAUUGUGCCUCUCCACCCUCAGCAGCGCUACUGCUAGACACUUUGCGCUUCGUACAACAUAUUUGCUCGACAGUGAACGCGCGCAUCGCCAUGUCGACACGCCAACCUUCACGUGUGGUCUUCGUGGGAAACAUCCCUUAUGGCCUUACCGAAGAGCAGAUAACCGAAAUCUUUAGCGGCGCUGGACGGGUCCUCAACUUCCGCCUUGUCUAUGACCGUGAAACUGGAAGGCCAAAGGGUUUUGGGUUCGCAGAAUUUCCCGACUACGAUUCCGCUGCAUCGGCUGUACGAAACCUGAACGACCACGAGAUUAUGGGUCGCAAGCUGCGUGUCGAUUUCAGCAACGAGACUGUCAGCGACGAAGACGGUGGCAGAGAUCGUGAUGGCGGGUCGAAUCAGAACGCCUCCGGUAGCUACAACGCUCAACCUCCCAAUGGGGGAGGCUACAACACCGCUCCCCCCGUCAGCGCCGCCCCUCCUGCUCUCGGACCCUUGCCCCAGGGCAAAGACCUUCCCCCCGAUGUUACCUGCACCGACGCGAUCUCCCGCACCCUCAACACCCUUCCCCCGGCUCAACUUCUCGACAUCCUCCAGCAGAUGAAGACGCUGGCGACGAACGAUCCUGCUAGGGCCACGGAACUUCUCAACCAAGCGCCCCAGCUGAGCUACGCGAUAUUUCAAGCGCUCCUUAUCAUGGGCCUGGUCUCGCCGGACGCUAUCAACUCAGUUCUCGACAACCCGGCCGCUGCUGCUGCUCCUCCUAUGGGUACUCCCGUUGUCCCCAACCCUAUGGGCGGUGCUCCGUACGGAGCUUAUCCCGGCGCCAUAGCCACCCCCCCUGUUGCCCCUGGUCCUGUUGGAGGCUACGCAGCACCACCUGUCGCCGCGGCUCCUAUUCCAGCUCCGACUGCUGCUGCUGCUGCCCCAGGGCAGGAUGCAGAGGCGCUGAUGCGUGCCGUUAUGGAGUUGCCGCAGGAGACGAUUGACAAGCUGCAGGAAGCGGAGAGGCAGCAGAUUUUGGCGCUUCGCGCUCAGUUUUCUGCUCAGGGCCUACGCUAAUAUGACAGACGGAUGAUUCAACCAGUCAACUUUCCGUGAACAUGGGCAAAAAAUAUGUAUUGGGGCCUCAUGUUCCUGUUUUUCUGUCGUUAUGCAUUCUUUUCUAGGCUGGUCAGGCGUUAUGGUGGUGGCGGUCGGUUUCACACUCUAAAUGGGAGCAUUGCAAAGGUUCAAUAGAAAAGGGUAAAUAUCGGUGAAUUUAACAGCCACAGUCUGGAAGCUUAAACCGCUGAACAAAGUCAAAGUUUCGUAACGAUGUAUACUGACAUAGCUUUGAUCAGGUAGACGACACACAUCAUCAAAGGGAUGAAGACAGAGUUGUGGACUACAUGACUUUGCUUUCCGCUUUAUUCUUUUAGAAGCAUCUGUCUAUCCAAUCGCGAAAAUGACAGAUAUUCAAUCUCACUCCACAAAACGCCAUCACCACCCCACAACGCCUGUAUUUCGUUCUGUUUCUUUUGCCCAUCCUUAUUAACCAAAACGCUGUCAUGUAGACAUGUGCUCUCUCAGUACAUGAGAGGAUCUUGACCUUUUCGUCCAAAACAUAGUCGUUGAACCCGU